AUGCUGUCUACACGGCGGUUGCUUGCGGCUGCUGGUGGCGUGGAGACGACGGUGUCGUAUCGUAAAGGGAGUUAUCACCUUGUCCCGAAGAAACACACAAUUGGAAGGCGUAUCGCGGUGCGCAGUUACCUUGACCGCAACCGGACGGAACUCUCUGACCGAACUUACAUGCCACAGAAGGCUUGGUUUGAGCCGUACACUCCGAGACAUUUUGAGAGGGAGCAUGAGGAGCUUAGCUACAACUUUUACAACAUUGAGACAAAGCUGAUUUGGACCGCCUUUGACACCCCUGAGAAGGUUGGGAUUUUACUCCACGAUGAAACCAUCAAGGGGGCAAAACACCUCUACGACAAGGAGUUUCUGGACUCCGCGUUGCACUGGACUCAGGAGGCUCGCUACUGGCGUUGCAUUGGUAUUACGAAGCCCUUUUACAACAAGACAACACUGCGGGCGCACUGCUGGCAUGAUAGGGGUAUUCAAGUUGGGACGCUUGUCCUUUCACAGGCCAUGCGUCACGCGUUAAUGGAUUUAGAGCGUGCUGUUCGACGAAAGGAAUUGGGCCUGCCACCAAACUACAUAUGGGACCGUUGGGGCCCUAUUGGUUUUAUUGAUGGCGCCAAAACUGACUAUUUGCCGCGGUUCUCACAUAACCCGUAUAUGGACCCGGACGGUGUCGAGGUGACAGAGCUCGAUGUGGCCUCAUUCAACACCCAUGAACAAAUUAAGGAACGUUAUGGGGCGUUUAUAGACCCCGACCUCACCCCAUUCGAUGGGGUCUUUCGUGCCCCUUCACAUGGCACACUAACCCUCGAAGACGUGCCGGAGCAGACGGCGGUGGAAUUGUUUCGUCAGCUUAAAUCCAAGGCAGGAACGCCAGUGUUUGUCGGUGGCGGGGCAGAAGUUGCCCCGGCUGACAUGCGUGCCCUAUUCUACCUUAGCGCGAAUCCAGAGUGGCUUGAGAAGGCUCAAGGCGUCGAUUCUUGGCAAGAGGUGCGUGAAAUGUUGGUUCCUCUACAAGAGACUUGUGACGAAAAGAUUGAAGCACUCCGGCUGUUGCAAAAUACACGCCAUGACGCGAAUCGUGUGCGCUCUUUCUAUGAGGAAAAGUGUGGCUUUGCGGAUUUUAUGUAUACUCCUGAUAAGGUUAUCACCGCGGCGGUGCUGUGUUACUUGCAGGAGUUACAUCGCAUAUGCACUGAGACAGAAUGGGGCAAACCGCUCUCCCUUGCCUUGACAGACAUGGAGAGAGCCCAAGUAAUGGGCAAGGAAGCCUUUUUGGUGUAUCGACACAUUGAGGAUGCGAUUCUUGACAAACGACGUCGGACCUGGGCGACACGCUUUGCAGGUAAGGCGAACGAAGAGAGCACCUUGGACUAUCUUCUUGAGAACUUUGGUCGUCGUACGGAGCAGAUGCGCAACGUCGGUUCCACUGGCACAGAGUUUGAUCGAGAGCAGGAACCGAUUGGCAGACAGGUGCAGAGGCGUGUUCUUGACUCGGACAAGGCUCACAAAUUGGCUGAGGCCCGCCAGAAGCGGGGUAAGAUGUGGUCCAAGAAGAAGAGCGUUUUUGACUCGCUUCAUCAGAAGCAGCUGCAAAAUGUGUCGUAUGGUAUUCGUUAA
This is a messenger RNA of Trypanosoma rangeli, 1620 nucleotides long. RefSeq lists its product as uncharacterized. Lineage: Eukaryota; Euglenozoa; Kinetoplastea; Trypanosomatida; Trypanosomatidae. The record is from RefSeq and is a predicted model, not a curated record. The transcript has a single exon. The coding region runs from base 1 to 1620 and encodes 539 amino acids.